Molecule: messenger RNA, 6145 nt
Organism: Seminavis robusta
Lineage: Eukaryota; Bacillariophyta; Bacillariophyceae; Naviculales; Naviculaceae
Source: the annotation of a GenBank genome assembly
GCCGUUUUUUCCUGAGCUGUGCUGUUAAUCGCUCUUGCUUCUUGCUUCCUUCCUUGGAACUCGGAAACAUGGAACAUGUCUUCAUCAUCAUUCCAUCGGCUCUCGGGUAGUAGAAUACCUUGUCAUCGGCACCAUUGACCUUGCUGUUGUUAGCGGCGUUAUGCCUUGCUAGCUAGGCAUUCAUCAAGUUAGACAAGGGAAUCUUCUCUGACUUGAGGCAUUCCAAGUUCCAAGACACAGCCUACCGUAGGUGCGUCUACCCACCUCGCUAUCCAGGGAAGAACAAUUGUAGCAAACGGAGCUUUUCUUUGUGUUUCCGUUGUGGCCAGAGGAAAGAGGAUAUCAUUAUCAAGCUGGCACGAAGAUUACGGUAGCUUGAGAUAACAAUUCACGAGAAGAAAAGAGAAGAAAAGUGCUACCAUGCCCCAGUUGGAACAGAUUGCAGCGACUUUUGUGGCUGGGUUUUUGGUUCAUUCUAUUUCCAUUUUGUUGUUUGGGGUGGCCUUGAAGCUGAGAUCUACGCACAUUGCCCCCAGAUGUGAAGCCAGACCCCGCAAUGUCAUUUACAACCCAAAUCCAGAACACUCCUCGCAAGAUAGGGGAAACCCCUUUUUGGGAUGGGUGCCGUGGGUCUUGAAGCUGAGUUACGAAGAAAUGAUGAGAGGGAUUCCAGGGACAGGGACACGACAGGGAGGAAUGGCAGGGAGUCUCUUGAGAGUCAACUUGGAUGAUGUCGUCAUGCUCAGAUUUCAUUCCUAUGGAUUGAGAGUUACCACCUUGGGGUUGUUCAUUUACACACUCAUUCUGCUACCCCUCUAUUGGACUGCUGGUUGUUCCGAUGCACCCUCAUCCGAUGAAGCCAUUAAGAACCAUUGCACCAAUCUCACCAACUACGAUUGGACCACUCUGGCCAACAUUGAACCAGAAAUCGAGUUGGGAAAAAUUAGUGUCGUGGGACUAUCCAUACGUCUUUACAUUGUCGUUUUCUGCUCGUGGUUUGUCAAUUGGUACGCUUGUUAUGAGCUAAAACAGGAAUGGAAGGAUAUUCUAGCCAUGAGACGAUUCUACUACCUUGAAAGAGAUCACUGGAGAGAAAGGCAAGCAGAAGAUCAGGAAGCCUCGCCACGAAGCUCACAAUUCAACGCGCGAAAAUCUCAAAGCAUGGCUUACAGGCGAAGAGUUUCCUCCAUGUGGACUGCCAGCGCUAAGAAUGACAAGACAAACAACAACUACAAGGAACCAGACUAUGUCAAUGAAAGAGAUCCGUGGAUUCCACAUCCAGAGUAUCGUGAUACUCCACCCUCCGUCGCAUUGUGGUCCGUGCUGGUGGGAAAGAUCCCAUCCAAACCAAAAACUCAUCGAUGUGAGGAAAACGAUGACGAUGAGGAAGACCCAGAAUCACCCAAUAGUGCGCAUUCCAACAGGGAGUGGCAGCUGUCUGUUACCAGCGCUUUUUUUGAUCAUUGUAUCCCCAAUCAACCGGGUUUCAGUUCCUCAGUUGCUGCUGUAACAAUCUUGCCAAACGCUGCGGAACUGGCGGCGGCUUGGAGAAAAUGGUAUGCUGCGGCUUCAAAACUACGUCGAUUGCGAUUCAUUCGUAAACAGAUUCGACUCAAACGUCACUACGACAUUGAAGUCGACGAAGAAAAUGCUGAAGGACAACCGCCUUCGGAAGCGUCCUUGGGAGAACUUUCGUCGCGACCGUCGCGACGCAGCCGAGCUAAAGCCAGAUUCACCAUAUCCGCGGUGGAGGAUGUUCACAAUCGUAGAAUUCUCGGAUCGGCCAUGGACGAUGACGUGGAGGAACUCUACUUGGAAGCCCUCGAUUUUGGACCUGAACAAACGGCCGUGUACAUUCGGGAAUUUGCACAAUCAGCUGCGCCAUGUUGUCCAAAUGGGUGCUUCGAAGGAGCCGUGACGGGGGCCCGGAUUGACGAAUUAGUGGAAUUGGAACAGAUUGCGAUGGAAGAGGUCCAAGCUGCAAAUGACGCCCUGGAAAUGGCUCGUUUGAAUGCAGUCAUGGAUGCGAGUCUCAAGGAAGCAAAUGAAGGGGGGCGUGUCAGGCUCAGGGACGAAGUCAUUGAUGAGGACGAAGAGUUUGAUUUGUCGAGGAUGCGUAACAAUUCACCAAUGCAAAAACGGCCGUCAGCCAUUAAAAACAUGGGUCUCGCAGAGAUUCCUUUGGACCUUUCCGCCGUCAGAAAACUCGUGAAGAGCGAUACAAUCCAAAAUCUCAUGGGAAAAGACGCCAGUGUGCCAACCGAAAAGGGAAAGGGGGCGAAAGCUGAUAUGAUGUCGUCGGCGUCGGAUAAACUUUUCUUGGAAGAUACAAUUUUGCAGCGAUUGACUUCCAAGGAAAAAGGAAAGGUGACGGAAGAAGAAGAACUGCAUGCUAGCACUACGAGAAGAGGAGGGAUACUGACUCGUUCCCAGUCAAGCCCAGUAAUGCACAAACUGGCAGGACUUCCCGGUGCAUCUCGACAAGUUCUGUCAGAUAGAAAGUCGGAAUGCGGUUUCCUUCCUAGCAUCGUAGAUGAGGAUUACCAAGAUUCCGAUCCCGACGAGAUGGAGGAGCAUGCCCCUUUAUCUGGUUCCCUCGCAUCGCAUGCCGACGAGGAAGACGAAGUAGAGGGAAAGCAAGAAUCCGCUGAGGCCCAUGUCCCUCCUUCGAUUGAACCCCCAGAGGCGACAGAAGAAGAAGACCUUCCCGAGGCAACGUUUACAAGUGAACAAUCCGUCGAAAACACUCUCAAAAUCGACCCAUUGUCGUCACCAGAAGGAGACUCAAUGCCGGCGAGGCCACGCUUAAGAACCAGCUCGAGAAGUUGCAGGCAGUCACAAACACCGUACGAUCCGCUGGACGCUUGGGCGCUUGUUGAUGCACUAGCUAUGAACUCUCAGGAGUACGACGAAAAGGGAGAUGAACACCUCGGCAAGGAAAGAAGAGUGCUGUCCGAGGGGAACUGGGAGCUGUCGUCGGUGGCAGAAUUCGUUAUGAUGUUUGUGAAGGGAAUAAGACAUUUCUUGCGUUGGACGACCACCAAGUCAAAUGAGGCUGUGAAUGAGGCCGUGGAUAUUGUGGCGGCAGACAGUACUUAUGCCGUUGUAACGUUUACCUCGAGACAAGCCGCGGUUGCCGCUAGAAAGGUGUUGGCCGAUGGCAGAGGGUCAAACAGAUGGAUGCAGUUGGAUACCUUGCCAAUUCCCCCUCUUGCUGACGCGGCGGCAUGUGACCCGAUAACAUGUCGGGGUUGCUGCCGACCGGUGACGCUGUCCAUAAACGACAGACAGAAAACAUAUCGAUGGUACUUGUCCCUUGGGGCUCUUUUUGGGAUAUACUUCUUUUACACACUUCCUCUGACUGCGGUUUCAGCGUUGGCGAACGACGAACAUUUGACCGCGCUAUUUCCAGGGCUGAGUGAAAGUAGCUUCUUGAACUCAGCGUUGCUUUCUUCCUUGUUUGCGGCUUUGAUUUGGGCUGCCUUUUUUGCUGUCUGUCCCGUGAUAUUCAAGACAAUUGCAAACGUCGGCAGCAAUGCAAACAGUACAGUGGAGGCUGAAUUCUCAGCUCUGAAAUAUUUUUGGUGGUUCAUGGUUGUGUCAGCUUUCUCUGGAACCUCUCUGCAACGCAUGAUCUUGGAAGGUUUCAACGAUGGAAUUUCAAUCGGGAAGGAGUUUCAAGAGGUGAUGAGAACCAUUGCAUCGACGAUUCCCACUCAGGUCUCUGCGUCAUGGAUCAAUUGGAUCAUUGUGAAGACUUCCGUGACCGCGCCGCUCUCUUACAUGCUACAGGUGAACACUUACUUGUUAAACUGGUCCCAAUUGAAAUGCUGCGCCAGGGCUGUGAAGGGCGGUGGACCAGGUGGGCCGUUGCCGUUCCGCGUUUACGUUGACUCAGGAGUGGUUCUUUUGUGCCUCUUCGCUCUAGCUCCAGCGGCGCCGCUGGUUGCACCUUUUGCGUUUCUAUACUUCUUGCUCUCCACUCCGAUGCUAAGGCGAAAUGUUAUCUUCAUGUACAGACCCAGAUUCGAUGCUGGAGGUGUCCGCUUCCCCUUCCUCUUUGAAAUGUGCAUUAGUGGCAUGUUUGUGGGUCAGAUCCUGCUGGCCACCAUGAUGGGGCUAAAGAAGUCACUUGGUCCGUGUGUUUGUGCAGCGAUCGCUUUUGUCCCAACCUUGCUUUUUCGCGACAAUAUGCGGGCUCGCUACCUGCGAGCAUUCAAUGAUGUGGGCCUCUUGCAGACCUCCCUACUGGAUGGCUGGGACACUGCGUCUCCCGAGUCAUUUGGUGUCCGAGAAGAGCGACGAAAGUGGAUUGUUGAUUGUCACCGAGCCGCGUAUGUCCCAGUUUGCAUGGCUUCUACACAAACAGACGAGGUCUUGACUGCUGAACCAGCAGUCGUUGUGCCCACGAUGGAAGAAGCUGAUCCCAACCACAACAACAGUUUUUCAUCCCUCCCGAGCGAGCUUACUUCCAUGAAAGACAUGUCGAUGGCAGACUACAGCAUGAUGGAAAGCCGUCGAAUGAGCGCUAGCCAGUAUGGGGCUUCGCUAAGGAGAGCAAGUGCGAUUAUUUCGCCUACAGUGCUAGAAACGUUUGUCGACUGGAGCGAUGAAAUGGGUGGGAAAAGGAAACAGGAGAGUGAAGAAUUCGGCAACAGGCAUAGCGCUAGUGAAGAAUUUGGGAAGCGGAAAUCAACAUGAUCCUCCCAGGGAAAGGCUGGGUGCUGGAAAAGCAACCGAAUCAAAAGUGGCAGCAAACAGUCAAAGUGCACCUGGUGCUUCUACACAGCGGAUAGGCGAAGCUGGUUGGGACUAUUCAGCACUGCUGCUAUUUUUCUCCGCAGGAGCUUCUCCGUAGUCUUGAGCUCCUUGAACUACUUCGGAGAAGCUUGAUUGGCGCAACUUCACCAAGUUCUGUUGACCCAGCUCAUCGAUCAAAGUAUGAUGGAUCACAUCGCCGGCUUGAAGGCUCAGGAAUAGGUCGUAGCCAUCAACUAUAUAGCCAAACGGUGCAUACUCCCCACCAAGAAGCUUUCGUUUGCUGCUUGGAAGGCUCUCCUUCUGCAGGCAGAAAAAUUCAGACUACUCCAUUCAAACUUUUGUCUGGGUGAUUCAAAGCAACGAGGCCGGGUAUGUCAAACUCAGCAAGGAUUUGCCAUUUUCGCUGGAAACAGAUGCUGGUGUGUUGGAAAGUCCCAUCUGGUGUCCGAGGGUGAAUCGUCUUCUGCGUACGAAAGCUUGGGUGCCGUUUUGCCUUCCCCAACGCGGAUGAUCUCCAGAGGAAUACGGCGUAGCCUUGGGUGGGGUGAACGUGAUGUCAAAAGAGGAAAGAGGAGGCAAUUCUGCAGCGAAGCCUACUACAAUUUGGUCACAUACCUGGCUGUCAGGGGAUCAUAAAACCCUUCUUGAAAAGAGCCCAACAUAGAUAGUUGCAACUUCAAACUCUUUAUCUGAUCCCACCUUCUUCCGUGUCAGCUUGUUGGGGAGACCUGUGUAAAAGUUGCAGUUGGAUAGGUCCACAAAGUUCCCUAAGCAACGGAGAAGAGCAAAGAACAGGUCAAAAUUUUCAACCUCCAUGAAAGGCACAGGGUCCACAUAAGUUCAGCAUGACUAUACUGUACGUACCAGCGGUAAUGGGAGCAGCAAAUCCAUCUGCAGUGAUUGCAAUGAGAAUCGUCAGGAUGGUUGCAUGCACGCCAGAUACACGUUACAUCCUGCUCUUAACUGCAAUAAUUGUGAUGGUGCCAAGAACCUUUUUCUUUCUACGGACGGAGAAAGUUACUUUUGCUCUUCCAAGGAGUCUGGGCAAAUAACUGUACAAUCCCUCAGUCGGUACCUCAUACGGGAAUUGCCCCACGAGGAACUCUGCACGCGAACAAAGCAAACAACAGGAUUAGAAAUCUGGCACAGCAAAGCACUGUCCAGAGACAAGGACGCAGGUCUGCACCUGGUCUUUGUACUCACCUCCAAUUUCUGAUAGUGCCAGUAAGGCCUUCUUCUGAACUUGAAAGGUUUGGUUGUGUUUUGGGAGGACAUUGCAUUGGCGAGCUCAACCAAUUGGUUCCUGAAAAGCUCUAUCCUUCUUUCUCCACUUUCGCCUUUAAUAGAAAAUUUUUUAAGCUAGAAGUUAAAAGGAUGGGCCCCC